Sorghum bicolor (sorghum) is the source of this 1788-nucleotide messenger RNA. Its product is annotated as guanylate kinase 1-like. NCBI's taxonomy places the organism in Eukaryota, Viridiplantae, Streptophyta, Magnoliopsida, Poales, Poaceae. Gene Ontology annotation, cellular component: cytosol. Gene Ontology annotation, molecular function: GMP kinase activity. Gene Ontology annotation, biological process: purine nucleotide metabolic process. The record is from RefSeq and is a predicted model, not a curated record.
AAGACACCGCCGCGACCUCGUCCUCGCUCCCCCACACCGAGCCCACCUUCCUCCCCCGCCCCGCCACCGCCACCGCCAGCCGGCCGGCCGUGAUCCCUCCUCCCUCCCCCGACGCCGCUGCCCGCCCCGCCCGCCGCCGCAUUCUCCGGUCCAGAUCCAGGGCCCUCGUAGAGUCUCCUCCGCUCGACCUGCCCUUCCCCCCUCGGAUCAGAUUGGUUGCCGCACAUCCUCAUGGGUGAAGAGGCUGUCCACUUCAGCGUCGUCGACGCCAAGGACUGCAAACAGAGUGCCGUUGACGUCGGCGAUAAGACGUAUGUUAUCUGUAGAUCAGAUGAUGACUCGAAAACAUCCGUUGUUAAAAUUCACGACAAGCUCACUCAUACUUGGGUUGUACCCACAAUACUUGGGAAACAGCCACUUCUAACCAAGUCGCAGUCUGCGAUUCCUGUCGGUGAUGAGAAGAUAUUGGUUAUCGAGAAGGGUGUUCCCUUGAAUGAGUCCAUCUGGUUCCUUGAGAUAGACACCCCCUUUGUUAAGCAGCAACGGAAAAUCAAGGGAACAGAAGUUGUUUCUUGGAGCAAGGGAGUAAUCGGCGUCGGCCAAAAACCAGUUGUGAUUAGUGGUCCUUCUGGUGUUGGUAAAGGGACAUUGAUUGCAAAGUUGAUGAAAGACUAUCCAUCGAAGUUUGGAUUUUCUGUUAGCCACACUACAAGAUCUCCAAGGGAGAAGGAAAUAGAUGGUGUUCACUACCACUUCACAGAACGCAGCAAGAUCGAGAAAGAUAUAAGCGAGGGAAAAUUUCUUGAGUUUGCUCAUGUUCAUGGAAAUGUAUAUGGCACAAGUAUUGAAGCAGUUGAAUCUGUAACUGACGAGGGAAAGAGGUGUAUUCUCGACAUUGAUGUCCAAGGAGCUCGAUCCGUGAGGGCUUCUUCUCUUGAAGCAAUAUUCAUCUUUGUAUGCCCUCCAUCGUUCGAGGAACUAGAGAAGCGCCUUCGGGCACGGGGUACUGAAACAGAGGAGCAAAUCCAGAAACGACUCAGAAAUGCUCGGGCUGAACUUGAUCAGUCCAAUGAACAAGGUCUCUUUGAUCAUCUUUUGGUCAAUGAUGACCUUGAGACAUGCUAUGAGAAUUUGAAGAAGUUGCUUUCUCUGGAUGAUGACCAGGAAGAUUCAGAUGAUUUUUUUACCAAGGAGGGCAAAGAAACUGCAGGUUACUCUAUCGUGUCCAAAACUGUCUCAGAAAUUUUGUUGCAAUCUGAGACUAAUGAAGUAAAAAACGGAGCUGCAUGCUUGCUGGCUCUUGAUUUGUCGUCUCUCUCAGGCGGUGCGCCUGGACGCACAAGGGGCCUUAAGAUACGCUCAGUUAACUCCUUGACAAUGGCUUAUAUUGGUGUUUUAGAUGACCCAAAGCAUUCUUCAAAAUGAUACUGCAGAAGUACUGACUUGAAUUUUGGAUCAAUCAAUUCCCAUGAGAUGACUGCUUCAAAAACAUCUUAGUUAGGAAAAAGAAGGAAACAAGCAUGGAAUUUAUUUCCGUUUGUUAUUUGUUUAGGUGCCACAAGGAGGCGAGAUCAUAGCAAGGGAUUGUUGUACCUUAUUUUUGAAGGGAUUAUGUACUUUUUCUGCUGUUGAGAAGUAUUUGUUGGUCGGAUAAUGUGAUGGGAGCCUAUCUGAAUGUUCCUUUCACAGCGGUCUGAAUAACAUUCAGCUCAUUGCUGGAUUAUGUUGUGAUUCUCUCAACUCUUUGAUUAUGUUGCACCUAACUAUAACUCUAGUGCUGAUCAAAGA